Molecule: messenger RNA, 4702 nt
Organism: Stegastes partitus (bicolor damselfish)
Lineage: Eukaryota; Metazoa; Chordata; Actinopteri; Pomacentridae
Gene: dse
Product: dermatan sulfate epimerase
Exons: 6
Coding region: 223-3093 (956 amino acids)
Molecular function (GO): chondroitin-glucuronate 5-epimerase activity
Source: RefSeq, a predicted model, not a curated record
GCUCUCCCUCAUACCUCCCUCCGCUCUCUAACUUUCUUUCGCCUCUGAAAUAGUAAUAAUAAUCAUUUUCUUGAAAAAACCCCGCUAGGACCACAUCUUUUUCUUUACUCUUCCUAACAUCCCAGUGGAGGACAUGACCGCCGUGAGGACGGGGAUCUGCCAGCGCUGCUUCUGACAGCUGAGCUCCUUCGGCAAUGCCACAGUCCAAUCUCUGAUGAGACGAUGAGAACCCACACCCGCGGGGCGCCCACAGUCUUCUUCAUAAGUCUGCUGUGGCCCCUGCUUGCUCCAGCGGCGGCGGCGGAUGUGGACCCCGGCGGAGGAAUCCCCUUCAUGGGAGGCAACUACGAUGGUCACCCCAUGCUGUACUUCAGUCGCGGCAAUGUGGAGGAGCUGCAGUACGCCGCGGCGGGGACUCACCGGGAGAUGGCGAGGAGGAUCCGCGAGGCUGGGGAAGCCAUGCUGGAGCACCCGGAGGAGUACCUGCCCCCCUGGAGCCCCGCUGAGUUUAGCGCCCGCUGGAAUGAGGUUUAUGGGAACAACCUGGGAGUGCUGUCCAUGUUCUGUUUGCUGUACCCGCACCGGGCCGGAGCCCUCGACCUGGCCAAGGACUACAUGGAGAGGAUGGCGGCUCAGCCUAGUUGGCUGGUCAAAGACGCCCCCUGGGAUGAAGUUCCUCUGGCCCACUCUUUGGUCGGGUUUGCCACCGCUUACGACUUCCUGUAUGAGUACUUGAACAAGGGCCAACAGGAGCGUUUCCUGCAGGUGAUCGGCAAUGCGUCACGCCUGAUGUACGAGAAGUCCUACGUCCGGGGCUGGGGGUUCCAGUACCUGCACAACCAUCAGCCCACCAACUGUGUGGCUCUGCUCACAGGAAGUCUGGUUUACAUGACCCAAGGUUAUCUGCAGGAGGCCUACCUGUGGACCAAGCAGGCUCUGUCCAUCAUGGAGAAGUCCAUGGUCCUUCUGCAGGAUGUGACAGACGGCUCUCUGUAUGAGGGAGUGGCCUACGGGACGUACACCACCCGUUCUCUGUUUCAGUACAUGUUCCUGGUGCAGCGCCACUUCGCCAUCAGCCACUUCGACCACCCCUGGCUGCUGAAACACUUUGCCUUCCUGUACAGGACCAUCCUGCCUGGAUUUCAGCGAACUGUAGCCAUUGCAGAUUCCAACUACAACUGGUUCUACGGACCAGAGAGCCAGCUGGUCUUCUUGGACCGCUAUGUGCUGCGUAAUGGCAGUGGAAACUGGCUGGCAGAUCUGAUUCAUCAGAACAGGGUGAUGGAAGGGCCAGGGCAGGCUGGGAAAGGCCAGCGAUGGUGUACUCUCCACACUGAGUUCAUCUGGUAUGACCCAGGACUGAUCUCCAAACCUCCGUCAGAUUUUGGAACAUCGCAGCUCCACUACUUCGAGGACUGGGGCGUGGUGACGUAUGGCAGCGCUCUGCCUGCCAACACCAACUGUACCUUUCUCUCCUUCAAGUCGGGGAAGCUGGGCGGACGCGCCAUCUUUGACAUCGUUCACAGGAACAAGUACAAAGAGUGGAUCAAAGGCUGGAGGAACUUCAACGCUGGCCACGAACACCCCGAUCAGAACACUUUCACCUUCGCACCCAAUGGCGUCCCGUUCAUCACCGAGGCACUGUACGGACCCAAGUACACUCUGUUGAACAAUGCGGUGUUGUUUGGCUCCGCCUUCUCAGGGAGUUGCUUUAAGCCGUGGGCGGGACAAGUCACAGAAGCCUGCGACUCCAAGUGGUUGAAGUACAAGGUGGGGCUUGCGGCUGACGCUCAGGGCAGAGUGGAAGCUGCUAUGGAGAGAGAGGGAAUGGUCUUCAUCAGAGGUGAGGGGCAUUCUGCUUACAAUCCAGAACUGAAGAUCAGGAACUUUCAGAGGAACCUACUACUUCUUCACCCACAGAUCCUGCUUCUCGUGGACCACAUCCACCUAGAUCCAGACAGCCCAGUCAGGACCAUGAGUGCCUUCUUUCACAACACGGAGCUGCCCUUUCAGAGCACAAAGGUAGACGGUGUUCAUGGAGCGUUUGUGUCACAUGGGAAGGAUGAAUAUAAGAUGUUCUGGAUGGAUGACACGAGCUACAGUAACAAAGGGGUGGUGGGUUACUGGAACUACCCUCGAGGGUACCCGUAUAAUGGCUCUAACUAUGUGAACGUCACAAUGCCGUUGAGGUAUCCUCACACCAGGGUGGCGUACAUUUUCUUUGGUCCAGGCGUGGAUGUGCAGAGCUUCAGCCUGCGUAGCGAUGAUCAGAGGGUGGAUAUUUACCUGGCCACCAAGGACCACACCUACACCAUCUACCUGCUGACCGGGGAGAUCACCAGCAAACCUCUGUUCGCCAUGGUGCUGCAGGACCACAAGAAAAUCGUAUUUGAGAAGGCAGCGGCCGUGGUAGACAGCUCGCCAGAGGAAGUGGAGGAAUACGUCAAUGUGAUGGAGGACAACCUCCAGCACGUCAAGCCCGUCUUCCAGCAGAUGGAGAGGCACAUCCUGGGACGGGUUCUCAACACUGCCAGCUUCCGUAAGACUGCAGAACGCCUCCUCCAGUUCUCCGACAAGAAGAAGACGGAGGAGGUAAUCGAGAAGAUGUUCGCUAUGUCCAAGAAACAGAGCAAGGGCAAAGGAGGGAAGAAAGUGAACCUUGGGGAGAAGCUCUCUGAGAGUAUGCCUGACAUUUUUGCACAGAUUGAGGUAAAUGAGAAGAAGGAGAGACAGAGGACUUCAAAGCGAACUUAUGAGGACAGUCCGGAGGAGGGGGACGCAGACUCGCGGGCCUUUAUGGAUUAUACAGAUGGCCGCAAGAAUAGAAAGGGCGGCUUUAUCAAGGGCCGCAAAUUCAAAGAGAUUCACAUGGUGGCCACAGCAGGGAGCGAGAGUCUCCCCAGCACAGCUUCCUACAUUAGACUGUUUCUCCUCCUGAACACUGCCACCUUCUUUUUACUGCUGGCUGUGCUGCUGACUCGCUUUCAGAGGGGUCGGAGUCUGCACACGCAGAGAUGUUUCUACACAAUCCUCCUGAUCGACUGCUUCAUCCUACUGUACCUCUAUUCCUCCUGCUCUCACAGCCAGUGCUAACAUCGUGAGCGUGCGAGAGGUCGUCCAUCUUACAGAUCACAUGACCUGUUGUUCACGGUGAACUGAAUGUGCCUCACACCUCACUCUGAGCCAGGUCUUAUGACAGAGUACGAGGGCCACUGUUUCAAAAACUGUCUUGAGAUUUCAAGAACAAAAUGUUACAAGAAUAAAGGCGUAAUUUUACAAGAAAGAAAGUCACAAUAUCUUAAGAGUAAAGUCCUAAUGUUGGAUAUGCUUGUAUAAAUACUUAGCUCAGUCAUGCUGCUUGUCAAAAGGAUGUAAAAUUAAGCAAAAGAAAAAGCAUCAUGCAUCGGGUUGUUAUAUUUUUACUUGCAAAUUAUGUUAAUGUGUAAUAUUGCAACUUUUGUUCUCGUAAUAUUACAACUUCUACUUACAGUUCAUAAACAUUCAUCCUAUAACAUUAUGCCUUCAUCUCAUAGCGUUUUUCAUAAUAGAAUAGCUCUCAACCGAUAUAUCUCUCAGCUGCUGAUCUCCUAUCAGGAAGGCAUCAGUUUGUAUGCGCAGAUUUUAAAAAAAAACCUUUCAGUGCAUAAUACUGAAAAAUAUGCUUGUGAAAAUGUAGAAAUUGGGUCAUCAUGUAGUUUGUCCAGCAUCAUGUGCUCUGACUCCAUUCUUUACAACACUCCGCCCCGUCUGCAGCACAUGUAGCAGAGUAAGCAUCACAGCUCAACAGAUGGGCUCUCUUCAUUAUAUUAUGACUUUUAUUCUCUUAAUAUUGUGACUUCUAUCGCACAAUACUACAACUUUUACACUUGUAUUAUGCCUCGUAAUAUUACUACUUUUAUUCUUGUAAUAUCGUGACUUCUAUGCUCUUAAGGAAUCUUCUGAUAAUGACUUUUUCUCAGAAAUGUUUCUUCACAUAUAAUAACAUGAAUAUGAUUUUCAUAAUAGGAACUUUAUUUUAUAUUAUUAUAUAUGCCUUUGACAGUUAUGACUUAUUUUUGAAGAUUAUUGACUUUAAAUUAUAGCUUGAUCCUUGUAAUAUAAUUUUUAUUCUUGUAAUUUUGAGAAAGUCAAAUUACUGGCUUAUUUUUAUAAUAUAGUGAUUUUUUGGGAAUAUUUGUCCAGAAAUUCCAGCUUCAAUAUUAGGAUUUUUUUCCCAAUUUGAAUUAGUGUAUUUAUACAGCCCAAACUCCUUAAUGACACAAAUCUAUUCAUCAGGACUUUAUUCUUGUAAUUACUGUAUUCUUGAAAUGUCUUGACUGUUUUUCUAACAGUGGCCUUAAUACUGCUAAGAUCUACUUAACGGGUGCUUGUUCAGGAAAAAAAAAAAACAAGUGAUUCCAAAUAGGAAUUGAUGAAUUGCUGAGAUGAAACCAGACAACCUCUGAUGUAAUAAGCUUCUGUGGAGCUUUCGAAACUGAGUCUGUGUGAAGUUUGUCCUUUGCAGUGUUCAGAGGUCCUGCCUCGUAUCGAAGAUCUCAAGGUUCGCCACUAUAGCACCGUCGCCACAUCUGUACUUGAGAUUUGUCCUGUUCUACAUAGUUCAUAGUGACACAUUUAAAUGUAUAUAUGUUAAAGCAAGAUAUAUUUUUUAUGGUCUCUGUGUUUUUUUUUUUACCAUUUGUAAAUAAAUUUACAACAUGCA